AUGCCGGUGGUGGUGGUGGCGGCCGCGGCGGCGGCGCCAAUGCGCGGGGGCUGCGACGGCGGCGGGUUGAAGGGCGCGAGGCGGACGGGCCGCGCCGGCCUGGCGGUGGGGCGGAGGCAGCGGGCGGCCGUGAUGCUCCUCGCGCUGGCGUACGCCGCGGCGAUGCUCGUGCUCUUCCUGGGCGGGGGGCGCGCGGGGCCGGGAGGCGGCAUGGUGCUGCGGCGGGGGAGCGCGCCGGCGCCGGCCGGGUCUGUGUACCGCAGCCACCUCGUGUUCGAGCGCCUCCUCCCGGAGAUGCACGCCUCCGCCUCCCGCCCGCAUCCGCUAAUGACAUCACAUAACAAAAAAUCUGGAAAGCGAUGGGCACCUUGUAUCAGAAAGAGGUUGGCACAAUCAGAGUUACCACCAUCAAAUGGUUUUCUCAUAAUUGAAGCAAAUGGUGGUCUCAAUCAACAACGCAUUUCUAUCUGCGACGCUGUUGCUGUGGCCAGCUUACUUAAUGCAACUCUUGUCACCCCUGCUUUUCAUUUGAAUAGUGUGUGGCGUGAUUCCAGCAAGUUUGGCGAUAUAUUUGAUGAAGAUCACUUUAUUGGGUCACUGAGAAAAUAUACAAGGAUUGUCAAAGAACUUCCUGAAGAUGUUUUUAUGAAAUUUGAUUUUAAUAUCAGCAGUAUACCCAAUAUGAGGACCAAAGCCUUCUCAUCUGAAAGCUACUACCUAGAAAAGGUGCUUCCAAAAUUGCUGGAGCUAGGGGCUGUGCGUAUUGCUCCUUUCUCAAAUAGACUUGCCCAUUCGGUUCCACCAAAUAUCCAGGCAUUGAGGUGUUUCGCUAAUUAUGAGGCAUUGAGAUUUUCUGAACCCAUAAGAACUCUUGGAGCAAAUAUGGUUGAUCGAAUGAUCAAGAAGAGUUCUUUAACUGGUGGGAAGUACAUCUCUGUGCACCUUCGCUUUGAAGAGGAUAUGGUUGCUUUUUCAUGCUGCAUAUAUGAUGGUGGCUUGAGGGAGAACAUUGAAAUGGAAAAUGCUCGUGAAAGGAGUUGGAGAGGGAAGUUUCACCGACCUGGUCGAGUGAUAAAUCCUGAGGCAAAUAGAAGGAAUGGGAAGUGCCCUUUAACUCCUUUAGAGGUUGGAAUGAUGCUGCGGGGUAUGGGAUUUGACAAUACAACCUCCAUCUAUGUUGCCUCUGGUAAAAUAUACAACGCAGAGAAGUACAUGUCUCCUCUUCGCCAGUUGUUUCCACUUCUACAGACAAAGGAUACUCUCACUUCACCUGAGGAGCUUGCUCAGUUCAAGGGUCACUCAUCUAGACUGGCAGCACUGGACUACACGGUCUGUCUUCAGAGCGAAGUGUUUGUGACAACUCAAGGAAGCAACUUUCCGCAUUUUCUGAUGGGGCACAGACGUUACCUAUACGGAGGAAAUGCGAAGACGAUCAAACCAGAUAAACGGAAACUAGUUGCACUCUUUGACAACCCAAAUAUCCGGUGGGAUCGCUUCAAGCGCCAAAUGCAGGAAAUGCAUCGGCACAGCGAGUUGAAGGGUUUUGGAGUCAGGAAGCCAAAUGGUUCCAUAUACACCCUCCCGAUGCCUGACUGCAUGUGUCAGCAGGCUGAACCAUGAUAUGCUAGAGCACUUAGGUAGCAAAGGGGUCUGGCAGUUUUGACACCAGUAAGUAGCCAGACCAUAUCGACAUUUUUUAGCAGUAUAAGCACCAGUAAUUUGUCUCCUUUUUUUUCUUUUUUCAACCAAGAAGAGAUUACAGAUUGAGGUGCAAAUUAUGUGGUUGUUAAUAUGAAUCCAUUACACCAUAUUUAGAAAAUGGUAUAUGUAAAAAGCGCAGCUAUAUAUGCAGAUUUUUUUUUCUGUGGUUAUAAGAUACAAUCAGGU
Oryza brachyantha (malo sina) is the source of this 1887-nucleotide messenger RNA. RefSeq names its product O-fucosyltransferase 9-like. Lineage: Eukaryota; Viridiplantae; Streptophyta; Magnoliopsida; Poales; Poaceae. Bases 1 to 1620 code for a protein of 539 amino acids. The transcript has 10 exons. The record is from RefSeq and is a predicted model, not a curated record.